This is a messenger RNA of Sardina pilchardus (European sardine), 2225 nucleotides long. It is a transcript of the gene necap2, whose product is annotated as NECAP endocytosis associated 2. The record is from RefSeq and is a predicted model, not a curated record. Gene Ontology annotation, cellular component: clathrin vesicle coat; membrane. The transcript is spliced from 8 exons. Gene Ontology annotation, biological process: endocytosis. NCBI's taxonomy places the organism in Eukaryota, Metazoa, Chordata, Actinopteri, Clupeiformes, Clupeidae. The coding region runs from base 47 to 835 and encodes 262 amino acids.
GUUCCUGGUCAUUUGCGCUUCGAAAGUUUUGGACGAGUCAAGCAAGAUGGCCGAGGAUAGCGGUUAUGAAUCAAUACUCUGUGUCAAACCAGAAGUUCAUGUUUACAAAAUUCCACCUCGAGCAACAAAUCGUGGCUAUCGAGCAGCAGACUGGAAACUGGAUGAGCCAGCAUGGAGUGGCAGAAUGAAAAUCACAGCAUUGGGAAAGAACGCUUUCAUUAAGCUUGAGGACAAGAACAACGGAGAGCUGUUUGCACAGGCCCCAGUAGACCAGUACCCUGGUAUUGCAGUGGAGGCUGUGACUGACUCUAGCAGAUAUUUUGUCGUCCGGAUAGAGGAUGGAAAUGGACGUCAUGCAUUUAUAGGUCUUGGAUUUGCUGAUCGUGGGGACUCUUUUGACUUCAAUGUAGCAUUGCAGGACCACUUUAAGUGGGUGAAACAGGAAUCAGAGCUGGCUAAACAAGAGGCCACUCAGAGUGCCGCUCCCAAACUGGACUUGGGCUUUAAGGAAGGACAGACAAUCAAAAUCAGCAUUGGGAAUAUAAAGAAGAAAGAUGGACCGCCACAGGGUGGUGCCAAGGCACGCCCAAUGGGCAGUGGUCUUCUCCCCCCUCCACCGGGUGUGAAAGCUGGAGGCUUUCUCCCCCCUCCUGGAGCACAGCAGCCUGCCCCACUAGCACAACCCAGCUCAGCAACCCUUUUGGAUUUCGGAGCUCCAGCCGCCGCAGCUGCACCACCAGCUCAGCCUGCUCAGGACCUGUGGGGAGACUUCACCGCUGCUGGCUCUGGUGGGUCCUCUGAGACGUCCACCAAAUCUGGAUGGGUGCAGUUUUAGCAGCUGGACUGACAGUCACUCUACAUUUUUUUUUUUAGAGAACUAGUUUUUAAUCUCUCUACAUUCCCCUAAUAGAGGGAGUUUCAGGGGGAUAGAAAUUGGCACACAAUCACACUAAGCUCAGAUGAACAGUGAGUGUAUGUGUGUAUAUGUCCCUCACACGCAACACCUGCAUUAUUUGACCUUCUCUCCUUUUGUACAAGAAGUCCUAUUUUUUUAACAGAAGGUUUCCUAUGCAACCAAUCAACAGGUGACUCGACUAGACACUUCUUUUCAUAGCUUGAUUGAGUAUCAAAUAGUGCAUUCUUGUUAAGAUCUCCUUUUGAUAGAAUGUACAGACGGAUUAGCUGUGACACUUCUGAAUCUCACCUCAUUGGUGCUGCAGUGGCAGUUCCUGUAUGGCUAUUCUCUCACUUCGUCCAAUCAGGUGAACAUUGGUGCAUUCCAUGAUUGUGUAAUAAUGUUGUGCCUUUUCCCUAGACCCUUCCCUUGCUCUCAGUGGGUUAUGUUUUCCUUGCCUUGUCAGUUUUUGUUUUGCUGAUCAGAAAAUUAUUUCUUAUAUUACAUGUCUGCAGUGGAAAUGCCAGCAUAUGUGCGUUGGUGAUUUGGACUGUAGUAUCUUGGUACAUUUGUCUUCUUUGUGCUGCAGGUAAAAGCAUUGUUUUGAUAGAUGGUAGAAUCGUUUGGAUUGGGAGUGUGUGUGUGUGUGUGUGUGUGUGUGUGUGUGUGUGUGUGUGUGUGUGUGUGUGUGUGUGUGUGUGUGUGUGUGUGUGUGUGUGUGUGUGUGUGUGUGUGUGUGUGUGUGUGUGUGUGUGUGUGUGUGUGUGUGUGUGUGUGUGUGUGUGUGUGUGUGUGUGUUGUAUGUGUGUGUAGGAUUUCAUAUUGUGUGGGCCAGCACUAUUCGCUGAGCAGAUGGCAGUUUUAAUAAGAUUAGUGACUCCCACUGAACUGGAGGAGGCUGUCUCCACCAUGCACCUACUGAGCCACUGGCUAGAAUCAUGUAUUGUGUGUGUGUGUGCACACGUGCACAUACAUAUGUUGUAUCUGUGCUUUGGCUUUUGUGGCUAGUACCCCAUUGAUUUGUUUAGCAAGCAGAAGGAUUGUUGUGUUGUUGUUGUUGUUGUUGUUGUUGUUGUUGUUGUGUGUGUGUGUGUGUGUUUGUGUUUGUGUGUGUGUUUGUUAAACAUGUUCUCCUUUUCUCAGCUUAAUCUUUGUUAUUCCUCUUGCCUAAUUCAGGUGCCUUUAAUAUUAAGAGUGUGCUUAUUAGGACAAAUGCUUUAAAUGUAUUCAAAACACUUGUUGAAAGUGCCUUCUACACAAACUAUAAGUCCUGUAUAAAUGUAAAGUCUCGAUAUAUUGUAAAUAAUAAACUUUUCCCUCUUGUCCCUUU